This is a messenger RNA of Papaver somniferum (opium poppy), 1951 nucleotides long. RefSeq names its product BTB/POZ domain-containing protein At1g55760-like. The record is from RefSeq and is a predicted model, not a curated record. The transcript has 4 exons. Lineage: Eukaryota; Viridiplantae; Streptophyta; Magnoliopsida; Ranunculales; Papaveraceae. Gene Ontology annotation, molecular function: protein binding. Bases 675 to 1667 code for a protein of 330 amino acids.
UUAGCAUCUUGGGGGAGCCCCCAUUAGGAAAAUGAUAAAGAAUGCGAACACUUUUAUGGGUGCAGAGUUUCUUGAUCUCAUACGUGCCCUUCAUGUCUUGCUGUUCGCGAAGAGGUUAUUUGCUGAUCCCAUCAUGCUGGUGUAGUUAGGUAAUCUAUAUUGCAACCGAUGGAUGCAACACUUGCGAAUAAUUGUAUUCUCUUCUGUCCGCUACUUCAUAAACAAACAAUAUAAACUUCCAUAAAUAUGAUCUAACCGUCAGAUUUCAAACUUAUACUUACAUUGCGUGGGAAUCUUGUAUAUUACUGUCCCCAUGAUGUUAACUUUGGUCGAAAUAAAGAUUCAGAAUCUAAAUAUCAUCGUGGAAAAAUUUGAUGAUUAUAGAAUUCAACAAAUCAUCAUCAGAUACUUUCAAGUGUAGAGUGUAAGCCAACAAAAGUAUCAAAUAAGGAAAAGCUUCAAAUGGCGUGAAGCAAAGAACAAACAUAGCUUUGUUAUAUAGAAAAAGAAUCUGUAAAACUUUGGUUUUAGGAUUUUUGUUAGUUAAGAAGAGAAUUGAAGCGAGUUGUUGAUAAGAAGAAGUAGCAAAUCUGGGGAAGUCAGCAGGAGAAUUGUUUGUGGGUAUAUUUGAUUGUAUCCAUGACAUUACAAUUGCCUUGGAUUUGUAUACUAGAAUGAAAGAUUCUGCUGCUUACAGAGUUAAAACCAUGUCUCGUAUUGCUCAAUGGAAGAUUGAAAACAUUUCUUCUAAUUAUGCUUAUAUGAAAUCAGAUCCGUUCAAGCUUGGAAACUGGAAUUGGCAUAUAUCAGUGGAGAAGAAUCGAAUGCUGUUUAUAAAACUACAUCCGGAGAUAUCAAAUGUAACAAGAGAUCAUCCUCCUAUUGCUUCAUUUGUUAUCCGAGUCAUUUGUUACGCCGACAAUCGAACUGUUUUGGUUCAUCCAGAGGUAACGGAUAAACAACUGAAGAAAAACGACGAUUUUAUUUGGACAAUUGAUUCUUCAUUUACAGGGAAGUUCAUCGUUGAAGUUGAGUUUACUGAUCUCAAGACAACUAGUCCAGACGGAGGUGAACUAUGUUCAAUUUGGGGUGAAGGAUUCAACAAGAAACAGUCCGAUACAAAAGCUCUAGCCGGACUAGCACAAAUGUUAUCCGAAAACAUUCACACUGAUAUCACAAUCAAUACUUCUGACGGAAAACUUGGUGCUCAUCGUGCUGUUCUUGCUGCACGGUCACCUGUUUUUCGUAGUAUGUUCUCACAUAAUUUAAAAGAGACUGAAUUAUCAAGCGUAGAUAUUUCAGAUAUGUCCAUGGAAACUUGUCAAGCUUUCUUAAACUACAUUUAUGGAAGUAUCGAUGAUGAGGAGUUCCUUAGUAAUAGGCUUGCGCUUCUUCAUGCUGCGGAUAAGUACGAUGUCUCUGAACUUAAAGAAUCUUGUCAUGAUAGUCUUGUACAGGAUAUUAAUACGGAGAAUGUACUUGACCGAAUACAAAUUGCAAACCUGUAUCAAUUGCCGAUACUGAAGGGUACUUGUAUGAGGUAUCUAGUGAAGUUCGGCAAAAUAUUUGACAUCCGUGAUGAAUUCACCGAUUUUCUUAUAUGUAGAGAUAGGGAACUCAUAGCUGAUAUUUUCCAUGAAGUUCUCAAUAGUUGGAAAGGUUUCUGAAGUUCUCAAAACAAUGAAAUAUCAAAGAUGCUUAAAUAUAAAUACAGGUUGCUCUUUUGUGCAAGAUUUGGCUCCAAUUCACCGGGAACCUUUUUCUGUUUAUAUUUUUUAUUCCAAAUUUAGGAUAAAUUUCAUUCCUUUGUAAAUUUAGAUUUGAAAAAAGAAGAAAAAUCGUGUACAUAGCUUGUAUGGGUGCUCUUGGAUUCUAUCAAAAUGUAAAUGCCGCUCCUAUUUGGCUAUUGUACAAUCGUAUUUCUCUACACCAAGCAAUGCUGUUAAACUAA